This is a messenger RNA of Topomyia yanbarensis, 4741 nucleotides long. RefSeq lists its product as uncharacterized. The transcript is spliced from 4 exons. NCBI's taxonomy places the organism in Eukaryota, Metazoa, Arthropoda, Insecta, Diptera, Culicidae. Bases 3708 to 4721 code for a protein of 337 amino acids. The record is from RefSeq and is a predicted model, not a curated record.
UACAUACACACACACACACAGACACACACACACACACAGACAUUGUCCCAAAUCGUCGAGCUAAGUCGAUUGGUAUAUAAGACUCGGCCCUCCGGGCCUCGGAAAAAAUCUUGAAAGUUUGAGCGAAUUCUAUACAUUUCUUUUAUAAGAAAUGUAAAACAUCGCGAAGCAUCAAGUUCUAAAUGUUGUCAAACGAUAUAAUAUCCGAAGAGAGUGAUAAGAGUUAUAAGAAAUGUCUCAUCACACUGUUAGGUGGAUUAAAAGCGUUUUUUGUUACUAACAUUAGCAAACCGUAUGUUCUGCCACACCUAUAUAUACUGCAUUGCUCAACUUGUGCAACGUUUACUUCACUUGCGCUUGACAAACACGCUCGUAAAAAGUUACUCAGACUCUGAGUAGUUUUUAACUCAGUUUUGAAUGAUGUUCGUGAACGUCAAAAAUUGAGUUGACAGGUAUAAUAUCUCUGAGUAACUCUGACUCUCUUUUUGGGUAUUACACAAGAAACCGUUUUGGAGUUACCAAAUGGAAAAGCCAUUUUUCGCCAAGUUAAAAAUUCCAAGCGUCAUCCGCCAUUUUCCAUUAGUAGGUACAGGCUCGUUUAGUUAUCGUUCAGCUUUUUAAAAAUAAUUUGUUCAAAUAUUUAUAAUAGUUGGAGCUAGAAUUGUAGUGUUUGUGGUAAAAUACAUUUAAAUUUUAAGAGUGGAUUUGAGCAACCUGCAUGCAGAACAUUUCAGAAGUGGUGGAUACUGAAACGGUAAUGAAGUUACGAGGUAAUAUUUACGCUAUACUUACAAAAAAAAACAUAAAAUUUAAUAAACUGAAGUUUCUUUAAGUAUUAUUGUAAAAAUAUUCCAUGAGAAAAGAAAGCCUGGAUUGUAUUACAUCCAAAACAAAAUUUUUACGGCCAAUUUCUUCACUGGAUGAAAAUAGGUUUAGCUCCAGUUCAGAUGCAACAAUCGAUCGUGAACCAGUUUAAAUAGGAAUCGGUUGUUGCACUUCAGUUGAACUCCGGAAAGAAAUGAUUUAGAAUUCCAAGUCAUGAUCCGGGUGUUUCCCAGUAAAGUUCAGCCGGAAAUGAGCCGGAUUCCGGCUGGCUCCAGUUAGUAUUCAAGCUCCAGUGACACAACCUAUUCUAACUAGAAUCGUUUGUAUCACUGGAGCCGGAAUACUAACUGGAACCAGCUGGAAUUCUGACUCAUUUCUGGCUGAACUUUACUGGGUUUUAAUGAAAUAUUGCACUCAUAAAUUGAGUAUCAUUCUACCCAAACUCUGAGAAAUUUCAACUCAAUUUUUGGCUUUUUUGUCUACUCAAAAAUUGGGUAAGCUUCUGCUCAUAAUAUGAGUAAUAAUCGCUCAAUUUUUGGUUUUGUUAAAGUUCUACUGAACCCAAAAUUUGAGUAAUGUUCAACUCAAAGUCUGAGUAAUAAUCACUCAAUUUUUGGUUUUGUUAAAGUUGUACUGAACUCAAAAUUUGAGUAAUUUUCAACUCAAAAUCUGAGUAAUAGUGACGCACUUUUAGGUUUAGUGUGGAUUAUAUUGUACUCAAAAACCGAGUAAUAAUUACUCAGUUUUUGGUUCAGGCAGGCUUGCUCAAAUUUGAGUAACUCUGGAAUUACUCAAUUUAAGGGUUGUUCCACUUUAUCUGGAAAUGGGUGGGAUUAAACUCAAUUUUGAGUUACUUUUUACGAGCGUGUAGCUCCAACUAUUAUAAAUAUUUGAACAAAUUAUUUUUAAAAAGCUGAACGAUAACUAAACGAGCCUGUACCUACUAAUGGAAAAUGGCGGAUGACGCUUGGAAUUUUUAACUUGGCGAAAAAUGGCUUUUCCAUUUGGUAACUCCAAAACGGUUUCUUGUGUAAUACCCAAAAAGAGAGUCAGAGUUACUCAGAGAUAUUAUACCUGUCAACUCAAUUUUUGACGUUCACGAACAUCAUUCAAAACUGAGUUAAAAACUACUCAGAGUCUGAGUAACUUUUUACGAGCGUGUAGAAUUGUAGUGUUUGUGGUAAAAUACAUUUAAAUUUUAAGAGUGGAUUUGAGCAACCUGCAUGCAGAACAUUUCAGAAGUGGUGGAUACUGAAACGGUAAUGAAGUUACGAGGUAAUAUUUACGCUAUACUUACAAAAAAAAACAUAAAAUUUAAUAAACUGAAGUUUCUUUAAGUAUUAUUGUAAAAAUAUUCCAUGAGAAAAGAAAGCCUGGAUUGUAUUACAUCCAAAACAAAAUUUUUACGGCCAAUUUCUUCACUGGAUGAAAAUAGGUUUAGCUCCAGUUCAGAUGCAACAAUCGAUCGUGAACCAGUUUAAAUAGGAAUCGGUUGUUGCACUUCAGUUGAACUCCGGAAAGAAAUGAUUUAGAAUUCCAAGUCAUGAUCCGGGUGUUUCCCAGUAAAGUUCAGCCGGAAAUGAGCCGGAUUCCGGCUGGCUCCAGUUAGUAUUCAAGCUCCAGUGACACAACCUAUUCUAACUAGAAUCGUUUGUAUCACUGGAGCCGGAAUACUAACUGGAACCAGCUGGAAUUCUGACUCAUUUCUGGCUGAACUUUACUGGGUUUUAAUGAAAUAUUGCACUCAUAAAUUGAGUAUCAUUCUACCCAAACUCUGAGAAAUUUCAACUCAAUUUUUGGCUUUUUUGUCUACUCAAAAAUUGGGUAAGCUUCUGCUCAUAAUAUGAGUAAUAAUCGCUCAAUUUUUGGUUUUGUUAAAGUUCUACUGAACCCAAAAUUUGAGUAAUGUUCAACUCAAAGUCUGAGUAAUAAUCACUCAAUUUUUGGUUUUGUUAAAGUUGUACUGAACUCAAAAUUUGAGUAAUUUUCAACUCAAAAUCUGAGUAAUAGUGACGCACUUUUAGGUUUAGUGUGGAUUAUAUUGUACUCAAAAACCGAGUAAUAAUUACUCAGUUUUUGGUUCAGGCAGGCUUGCUCAAAUUUGAGUAACUCUGGAAUUACUCAAUUUAAGGGUUGUUCCACUUUAUCUGGAAAUGGGUGGGAUUAAACUCAAUUUUGAGUUACUUUUUACGAGCGUGAAAAGAGCAAAUAGUGUCAAAAAAUUGCACAUCUGCUCGUUUGAAGUUUCUUUUUAUUGGCUGGUCGCACUAAAAAUGGAUAAAUUCAAUACAAAGUUGCAGCAGAAAAAUGCAAUAGUACACUCUGUGUAUUGCUGACCAACUGACGUCAACAUGGAAGAAAUUGUAUUAAGUCAUUCAUCGAACUAUUUUCAAAAUCAUAUCGACGCAGAAAACUCCGGCAUUCCGUUUCUGCACCAGGUCCAGCUUGCUCCUAACGUGGUAACAUUAAUUUCCGAUGCCGAAGAGUGUUCAUCGGGAGCAGAUUCGUCAGCUAUGCGAAUGUUGACCGACAUCGAGCUAAACAAUUUAAAACUAACGGAAGAAUAUCAGCAGUUUGAAUCUGACUCGACCUUAUCACCUGAGAUAAAAACGGUAACAAAUCCCGAAAACAAACAAGAAGCAAACAAUAAUGAAAAUUGCCAUGACGAAAACGAAUGCACAAGAAAAACGACAGCAUAAGCAACCUGGAUAUCAAAAAGAUAGCAAAAAGCAUGCUACGAGCACCAUCAAGUUUCGUUCAUUUGUCGUAAAUUGGAAAAAAGUCAGCGACAAUCUAUUAGUUCGCCUGAAUAGUCUUCAAGAACGUAGACUUCAGCAUCAUAACGCAACCAUACCUCGAUCACUGCGUUUAAAAAAAAUGAAAUGUGCAGUCUUGUCAACAAUUUGGUUGACCAAUUAAGGGCAGUCGAUAGUAAUAUCAGUGCGGAUAUUAUGGAAGCUAUUUCAAAGCAAGUAUUGCAAAAAUACCCUUGUUUAGAAAAACGAGACGAUGAUGGUUUUGGAAAUGGCUUGAGCUACAUCACUCUCAAGCAAAAAAUGAUCAAUCGAAACGUCUACUUGAAUCGCCUCAACGAAACAUCAAAGAAAUCUAUCCCGGUUUUUCAAAAACAUCGAAACCGUAGAGCUGGAACUGUCCAAGAAUACUGGAAAACAUCAUCCGAUCAUUGUCCAAAGGAAGUCUUUUCAAAACUUCGUCGGGAUGAACCAUCCUUGCUUACCGAGGAAUUCUUAGAACAGUCCCAAGCUUUCGUUCGAUCUCGACUGGAUCAGAAUAAAAAUCUUAACCUCAUUUUAUCGGAGUUACCAGUGCUACGGCGACGCAAGCUUCUGGAAUUCCAUUUCAAAAAAUCUACCGGUAUUGACAUUGGAAUGCUGAGCACAUAUUUCACUGCGAAAAGGGAAAAAAUAAUCGGAUACUCCACUACUCGAAAAAUGCUUAAGCUACAGUCUUCAUCCACUGACUACGAAGUGUUUGAUUUUAUUGCUAAAUUAGUAGGAGAAGACUUGAGUGAUCUCGUUUUGAAGAAGGAGAUCGGGACCGGUAUUGACGACGUUCAUGAGGAAUCUGCUGGACCAGUUAUAAUAUGCAUAGAUACUGGCAAUGGAACUUGGAUGUUCUAUGUAUUUGCAGAUCAUACACGAAUCACUGAGGGGACUACUGAUGUUAUUGGUGCGAUUCAGGAUCUGAUGUGUGUACAGUACGUACACAGCUUCAUGUAUUUGAAAAGCGCCGCUAAAUUCUUGGAGUUGGUUCAAGAAUACUUUCUAAAACUGUUUCCAACGAAAGGGUCGAAAUCCAACGCAACCAGAGUCGGCAAACAACAGCGAAUCGUCCAGAAAAUUAUUGCCUCAUUGUCGGACUUUGGAGAUGAUUAAUAUUUGCUUAUAUUCACAUA